Drosophila pseudoobscura is the source of this 971-nucleotide messenger RNA. Its product is annotated as antigen 5 like allergen Cul n 1-like. The transcript has 3 exons. Lineage: Eukaryota; Metazoa; Arthropoda; Insecta; Diptera; Drosophilidae. The coding region runs from base 1 to 867 and encodes 288 amino acids. The record is from RefSeq and is a predicted model, not a curated record.
AUGGCCAGCUUUUAUAGCGGAGCGGCACUGGAAGCACUCCGCUGGUGGGACUUCAGUUGGAAUCCAACAGCGGACAUCAAUAUGAAGACUUAUCUCAUUGUGCUUGCUGCGAUCCUAGGAGCUGCCAUCGCCGUCGACUACUGUGCACUGCCCACCUGCAUGGACAAGCACGUGGCCUGCAAUAAUAAAGGAAACUUCAGUGUUGAUUGCCCCAAGGAUGUGCGCGAAAUCAAAAUCGAACCCCAUCACAAGCUCAUCCUCACGCUCUUCAACGAACUGCGGAACAACGUGGCUGGUGGUACCAUCGAGAACCUGCCCAAGGCGGUGCGCAUGGCCAAGAUGUCCUGGUGCGAGGAACUGGCCCACCUCGCCUCGUACAACGUGAGGACCUGCGAGUCCAUAACCGACAAGUGCCGCAGCACGGAGCGCUUUGCCUAUGCCGGCCAGAACAAUGUCAUCUUCAGCUACAGCGGAGCUGAGUCCGAGUACACGGAUGCGGAGAUCUUGAAGGAGCAGAUCGAGAACUGGUUCGCCGAGCGUUCGAAUGCCACCCCCGAGAUUCUGGCCAACUUCCCCGAGGAGCUGCCCAACAAGAAUGUGGCCAAGUUCACCAUUGCCGUGGCCGAGAAGAACACCCACGUGGGAUGUGCUGCUGUGCGCUUCUCCCGCGACUUCUACAACCACUUUGUGCUCACCUGUAAUUUUGCCACAUCGAACAUCAUCGGCCAACCCGUGUACACUCCGGGAGAGAAGGCCACCACGGGAUGCAAGAACCGCUACGGUGCCGCCUUCGAUUUCCCCAAUCUGUGCUACGCCAAGGAGAUCUACGACAACGAGAAGGUGGUCGCUGGCAUCAAGGUGUUCUAGGAAUUGUCACGAACAAACCGAGUGCAAUGAUGAUCGUUGAUCAAACUCAUCUGAAUAUGUAAUCCAAUGCUUCUGCAGAUAUAAAGUGCUAACAUGUACUCAAA